AUGGCAAGUGCUGAAGGCUUGCAUUUGACACUUGUUAUUAACUGCUUCCUCAACGCUUUCUUGUCUUUCACCGCCAUCGUAUUAAACAUCAUAACAAUGCAAGCGCUCAGAAAAACGUCGUCGUUACCUAAGACUUUAAAAACUUUGCUACUAAGCUUGGCUGUGUCUGAUCUGGGUGUAGGCUUACUUGUCCAACCACUGUAUGUUGCAAUUCUUGUGAUGAAAAUAAAACAAAACACAAACAGUACUGCUUAUAAAGCAGUAAACGAAGCGUAUUUAAUCCAGAAAAAAACAUUGGUCUUUGCUUCGAAUUUUAGUGUUUUUGCAUUAGCUGUGGACAGAUUCUUGGCCAUUUAUCUUCAUCUCAGAUAUCAGGAGCUUGUGACUCACAAAGGUGUUGUUGCUGUUGUGAUCUCAGUCUGGGUGUUUAGUGCAUCAAUUUGCAUCCUACGUAAAUUGUAUGAUUGUGAUAUUAUGCGAGCGGUCAUUUUAGUUGUUUGUGUCGUAACUACAGGAUUGCUUUUUUGCAAGAUAUGCGCAGCCGUGAGACACCACACAAACCAGAUUCACGCUCUGCAAGUACAACAGGCGACACAGAAUGAAGAUAUGGCAAACGCCACAAGACUGAAAAAAUCUUCACUGGCUACAUUCUACAUUUAUUUCGUGUACUUAGUUUGUUAUUUGCCAAUAUGUUGUGUUGUUUUUGCCAAGACCAAUGGUGAAACUCCCUUGUUAUCUCAUUUAUGGUAUAACACAUUGACUCUUGUGUUUUUCAAUUCAUCCCUCAAUCCCUUGAUCUACUGCUGGAAGAUGAGACACAUUCGACAAACUGUUUUGGAUAUACUUCGAAAUAUUUUUGCGAUUGGUCCACACUAAAGAAAGGAUCUAACUGAGAAUAACUUCUGCCUUUUUCUCUCUGAGCGGUGAAAAUAUUAGCUUUCCAGCAGUAAAGUGGGAAAAAUGACACUAAAUAUAAAAGAGACCUGAAACCUUCUUGUACUCCCUGUUUGAAGGCAAAGGGAUAAAUAUAUGAUCGAGUGAGUAUAAGUUGAUGAUAUUUCAGUUUGCUUUGGAAUAAUAUUUUUAACAAAUAACGGAAACUCGAUCUGAAAGCAUUAUUUAUCAAAGUCAGAAAGAGGGCAAAAAGAAAACGGUACGUAGGUGGUUUAGGACAAGUGACUUGAUAAAUAGGGGGCCGUCAGUUUCCAAAUUUUUAUGGGCAAAAAGUUCUGUGCACAGUAAAGUGUCUUAAAAAGUUUACUAGAUUUUGUUAACCAUAGUGCAUGCGAUGAAGAAAACUAACUAAAGAGGAGAGAGUUCAAAACUAUAUCAAUAAAUCUUCCAUACUGAAUGUACCAAGAGUGGUAAAAAGAUUUACCGAUAUAGCAACAACAACAACAACAACAACAACACAUAAUAAUAAUAAUUAUUAUUAUAAUAAAAAUAAUAAUAAGAAGAAUACUAAUGAGAAUACUAAUGAUAAGAAGAACAACACAGCCUAUUUGUUGAGAAAGACGAAAACUAUACUGGUAGUUUAUACUGUUGAGAAUAUAUAUUACAAUAAAGUUCAAUAAAGUUCACGUGAAAAAGUUAAAAUGUUUUGAAGAAUGGUAAAAAUAUACCAUUUAAGAGGCGGUCCGUGUAAGAACCGACCACUCGAAUUUCCGCGGAAAACAGAACUUCUUCAUUUUUUUUCUGCGACAUAAGUGUGAUUUUCUUUCAUGCUUCCUUUAUUAAAAAAAAAAACAAAAUAUUUAAAUUCUGACUUAAAAAAAGGAAUUAUGAUGUUUUCAAAAUACAACGUGAAGCGUCCUUGAAAAAAAUGAGCGGUUGUCCUAGUUUUUGAAAUGAGCUUUUUUCAAAAGUCUGAGUGCUGGUCACUAUCCCUGUUUAGUACUAGGGCUAGUGUAUCGAAAUCAAGAAAAAUAUUUUUGGGCACUGUUGAUUCCGAAGCACAAGAGUUCGAUAAAGUUGGGUAAUAUUCGACUUUAAUUGUUCGUAUGACGUAAUUUACGCAUUUUCGUGAUUCCCGAACUUUCACACUGAAAAUCGAACCGAGAGAGCAAAUACGGUAAAAUUCCGAAAAUAAGCCCCUCCAUGUAUAAGCCCCUCCAAAUAUAAGCCCCCCAAACUCGUAACGCAAAAAACCCUCCAUUAAAUCGCCCCUCCAAAUAUAAGCCCCUGGGGGCUAAAUGUACCUGGAAAAUUGCCCUCAAAUACAAAGUAAAACAAAGCAAAAACGGUAAAUUUACUUUCAACUAUAAGGCUAGCCCAAUCGAUUUUGAAACGCAAAUUUCCCUCCGUAGAUAAGCCCCUCCGAAUAUAAACCCCUCCAAAAGGGCCUUUGAAAAAUAUAUAAGCUCUGGGGGUUAAUUUUGGAAUUUUACGGUAUAUUAAAAAGUAGCUUUUAUUGUUCGAGAUAAACUGUAAAUAACUAACAACUUACCAAAAUGCUACACGAAAGCAGAAAUUGCGAAGUUUAAUAGCCGAAAUUAUCGAUUCCGGCGUCAGUUGUCGUCUAAGUUUUCUUCUAAAAAGUUGUUAACAAAAUUUAUUUCAAUUAAAUUGGUCUUAGGUUUGCAUGAUCAACAAAGAAAGAAAAAAAUCUUUUCAUUCAAUUGCAAGUUAAGCAUAUAAGUAUUUGACGAAAGUGAGUUCUGUUUAAAAGAAUUACACAUUUUAUUAAAAACACUCGGUAGAACGCAGCCGCAAUUCAAAUCAUCUGAAGAGUGUUAAUUUCCCGUCACGUUGGCUACACGUGAAUGUCAGUUUUUUUAGCUUGUCACGCGUAAUUCCUUUUUUUUAUUACGGUUGACAAAAAACAUGUUCUUUUCUAAUUCGACUUUUUAAAAAUUAUAAAAGUCAUAAAACGUCUUUUCAAGUUUUUGAAAAAAUAACUGCCCUCACGAUUUUUUUUUCGUUCCCUUUCAUGAAUUCGAGGUUGAAAAACCCUGUUGGUUACUUAAUAGCAGUUUGUGCCUUAAUGCGGCUGGUUACAGUCACAGCCUUCAAGAAAUUCGGAUAGGUUCGCUACAAGAUUUUUGUUUUCUGUCGCGAGAACUAAAAGGAAUUUCAAAGUAUUUCAGGACCAAGGACCAAGGACCAACGUGGGUGGCCACCUCUUCCAGGACGGCUCGUCUCUCCUGCUCUUCCUGUUCUGCCUGUACGUCUUCAUUGAGCGCUUCCCGAUGUGCUUUUCUUCUUCGCGAGGCCGCUAGCCUGUACUUGACCUUUUGUGAGCCAGAGUUUCCUUUCCUUUUUUCCUUCCUUUCUAAACAUCAGAGAACUAUCUGGGUUUCUUGCAGUUCGCAUAUCUGCUGCCAUUUUUGCGGGAUCUGACUUGAUGCCAGUUCUUUCUCCAAGGUCAAAUUUCACUGUUAGGUACUGUUUAACCUCGGUAGGAAAACGCACAGCUUCGUUUCGGGGCUUGUGUAGAGGCCAUCCAGUUUACAAGUCAUUGCACUGGGGAGAGCGGCCAGUUUCAUUCUUUUCGUGACGCUCCUCUCCAACUGCUUCUGGCAUGCUUCUGAUUUAAUUUCUUCGUCCUUAUCAACAGUACGAAAUUUCUCCGCCCAGUCUCUUCUGAGCUUGUCAUACAGCGUAUCAGAGUUUCGGCGAACUUGGCUGUGCUCACCAAGAUCAAGGUGAUUUUCGAGUUCGCUGAAUUUCUUGAAAACCAUGUUGUACCCGGGCUCAAAACAAGAGAAAAGACCGUUGCAUUGUUCAUUUUCACUGUUUGUCUCUCUCUUAUAUACUCCAGCUUCUUUGAGAGUAAAGAAGUUCUCAUGCACAAUGAGAUCAGUAGGACCUUGAGGUUCAGUUAUGACCUCUCGGUAAGGAAUAAACCUGCCUAGUCCAACACCAUAAGCUCUCCAUGCUCUAAUUCCUUCCACUUCAAACUUGAAAUUGUGAUACUUGCUGAAACCUUCUAUCUUAUGUACUUCGAAGUGUCUUUUGAGUCUCAUUCAUUGCACACACGGAGGCAGUUGUACCUUGAACAGGGCGUUCUGAAAGCGCUACACGCAUGUCUUUCGCAGAAACGACAUCGUGUCCCUCAUUGCAAUAUCGUCGGAUGGAUGCUUUCAUUGGGCAAAGGAUUCUAUCACAGAUAUCUUUUCCAUACUGCGGCUCGGAAAAGUCAUACCGUGCUAGUUCAAUGCCUACUCGUCUUCCGGCAUCUCUAACGGCGGCUAAGAGAAAGUUAUUGUGGUAACAGCCUGCUUCGUCACUCCUUAGGUUCACUUGGGUAAUCUGGGGAUGUUCUUUCUUUACAACCUCAAGUGUGUCUUCGAUGAUCGAGCAUACUGCGUACCAGUCUGGCUGGCAAGAGUCGAAGAUAUGAGCAUACGAUUUCAGCUCAAUUUUUCCAGAGUCAACAUUCUUAGUUAUAAAGGUGGAAAUAUGCCAGCUGAGCCCCCGUUUGCCGAACCAUUCAGACUGUUUCUCACGAAAUUUUAUUUGGAGGAACUUCAUGGCCAGGUCCAUGAUCAGAAUGGCUGCCUGUGGGUCUUCUGAUUUCAGUGCAUCUUGUUUCGCCUCCUCUUGAUUUAUUGAGCACACAAUGUGUGCUUUCCACAGCACGUGAUGUCUGACUGAGCACGGUCAAAGUCGUAAAGGAAAUCUUCUCGUUUUUCGGAACUAUAAGGCUUCCAUGAUGACUCUUCAAUCGCUAGUCUCACUUCCUUUAGAACAUUCUUCAGCCCUUGGCAUUGCUCGCAAGUCGAUUGAUGCUGAUGCGGACAAGGAUGCUGGAGCUCAAGAUUAACAGGAUCACUAAGCGCAAACUUUCUACAGUGGUCAGCGCAAGUAGAGUGAGACUGUUGAAAAAAUAAUAAUAAUAAAAUAAUAAAAUAUUUAUAUAGCGCUUAUACUUUUCAGUUCUAAGCGCUUUACAUUACUUCAAAAAGGUCUGAAUAAAAAAUAAAAAUCCUAAAAUCAUUACAUAUAUACAUAUAUAAAAUCCUAAAAUCAUUACAUAUAUACAUAUAUACAUAGUCACUGUUGACAGUGCACACGGCAGUCAGUUUUGAGAUAGCGUUUAGCAUCGCGUAGGUUUUGGCAAAUACGGAGACACCACUGUUUUUCCAUUCCUCCUUUCUCAAGAGUUUCAACCAGCGUCUCGAUAGUCUGAAAGCCCUCAGCACCAUUUGCAGCUGUAUUGUUUAAGCCCUAGAGCGAUUUACUCUAAGACGCUUCUCGAACUUCUAAUAUUUUGAACAGCGUAGACCUACUAAGUGGCUCGUGACAUUGCUCUUUGCAAUAAUCCAAGUAUUGCUCAAUCAUUGUAGACCAGGUCAGGAUCCUUACAACGUUAGGCAUCUCAAUUCUGUCACCAUUAUCUAGGGUGAGUACCUUGUUACCAUAUGAAACAUCCUGUUAAAAAUAAGGGUCCAUUAAUGAAUUCUACAAAGUGGUCGACCUCCCCCAUAUCAAGGUGUACGCGAUGCUUCGUCUUGAUUUCAGGGAUGGUCCCAGGGCCGUGCAUUUUAGCAUGAGAACGUGCGUGCUUUAUUUCCCAUGUAGAGAGACUUCCGUAAGGUUUGUAAAUUUUCUUCAUCUUGGUCAUAGGGUAUCUUUUAGCGUAAAGGCUCAGAAUCUGUUUCUUUAAAUUCUUGGUCUUCGCGUUCUUAUAAGCCGUCUUGAGCACCACAAGAUCAUCGGGAGCUGAGCCAUCAAAUAUUUCUCUUUUUACAGACAUCACUGACUCGAAGAGCUCCUCCCCCGUUACCUCGGGGCAAUUACACUACAUGCGUGCAAGCAGUCCUCUUUAGCCUUUUUUACAACUUUCAACUGUUCCCCAUCGCUUGAGUUUUGGAAUGAAGAUUUUAAGCUGAUAUUUAAGGGGCUCGCGUUCUACUUUUUCUUGUGUAAUAAGACUCGCAGUUGUAUCCAUCGCCUCGUUAUACCUGCCGGCUGCAUCGGUUACCACGGGUGAAGUAAAAGAGGCCUCCUCUGACCCUGGAGUCCAGCAUGUUGUUAUGGGAUUCCAAGACGUUGGCGUUGAUUGGUCUUCAAGAAAUGGAGUCGAAGUGACCAUGCGACCGAUGGCUCCCACAGCAGCCUCUUUAGCAGGUCUGCGGAGAAUAGAAAUGGAAAGGCUACCCUCCCGACAGUACCUUUGAAGGAGCACAUCUCCCUCAGUUUCCUCAGGGUGUAGCCAGUCUGAUUUCCGAUCUAAUUCUUCACUGUGUUUCUUUCUGCACGCUGUGCAAAUAGCUUGUAACAAAAAGAAACAAAAAAAAGUUUUGCAACCUGGAAAGACUUAAAAAUACUAGAUUUACUACUACGUUGAUAAAAGAAACUACCGUAUACUUUUUUUAGUAAAAUCCAACAGGUGGUGUAUUAUCAAAGUUGCGUUCUGAUUGGUUGAGCUACUACUAGGCUUUAUGUUAUAGCCCCCUAGUAGCGAAAAGCGCCGGCUUUGAAAACCCAAACAAUAUGGCGGCUGAGUCGCGUUUUGCUUGCUAAAGUUUUUUUCUUUUUCGGUAUUUUUGACCAACUAGUUGGAUUUUACUAAAACAAUUAUUCCUCUCGCCCUCAUGGCCUCUGAGUUAAUAGCCCAUUCGGGCGCGAGGAAUAAUCGUUAAGUAUCCCAUCUUGGAAAUUAUAUUAUAUGGUCUAUAAAUCAGCGACCAGAUUUAUGGAUGACGCACAGCAAAGAACUAUUGCUAAUGAACUACAAAAACCAAAUUAUGAUCAUUUGAUGUGUCAUUUGUUUGGAAAUGAUUUUCUGGCCGCAAAAUACUAUCAAAUACGAGAUCGAUCGUUUAACGUUCAGGAAACAUAUAGAGUGGGACUUCCCCUCAGUAUAUAGCUCGCUUUUAAGUAAUUGGAUAAGGAACGAAAGUAUCUAGUUGAAGUGUUCAGGAAGACGAAAUUAAAUUAUGUGAACGACGCCAGAAAAAUUAACUAAAAUUAAAUUAAAAACAUGAAGAAAUAGUAAACCAGCAGAACAUUUUUAUCCUUAAUAGUAGCCAGUUUUUUGUACUUUGUUUAUUUUACCUCGUUAAGCCUGAUAAGUAGUUUCAGCUUCGAUAAAAUAACAUCCAACAUGUUUUGCACUGCGAACUGAAAUCUGAAUUUGACAUCGUCAGACACAACAUAAAUUAUGUCGUCUGCACACAAAAACUUGUGGCUAGAAAAUUCGGUACAUUUUGGUAAACGAUUUCUUUGUUGAAUCGUGUUAUAACUUUUGAGGUGGUAAUUACAAGGUAAAUCAAUUGAUAAUGUAUUUUGAUUUUUUUACCAUUGGUAGCCCCUUUAUUUCAGGGAAAUUUCUAAACUGUUUAGCCACAACUUGACAUGGCAACAUUCACCGGAGUUUGAAAAUAGCUGCCCCCUGACAGUAAUGAUUUUCAGUUUUUUAGUGGGAAAGUUCGGAAUCAAGAAAUGUGUAAAUUACGUCAUACGCACAAUUUUACAGUAUGAUAUUACCCAACUUAAUCGAACUCUUGUGCUUCGGAAUCAACAGUGCCCAAAAAUGUUUUUCUUGACUUCAAUACACUACCCUAGUACUGAACAGGCAUAGUGACCAAGACUCCAGAUAAUGUCAGACUUUUGAAAAAAGCUCAUUUCAAAACUAGGACAACCGCGCAUUUUUUUCAAGGACGCUUUACGUUGUAUUUUCAAAACAUCAUAAUUCCCUUUUUUAUGUCAGAAUUUAAAUAUUUUGCCUUUUUUGAAUAAAGGAAGCAUGAAUUAAAAUCAUACUUUUGUCUUAUGCUACUUGGAUAAAUGUGAAAUUUUUUGCGAGCCUUGAACAAAACGCUUAAAUUUGAUCUUAAAAAAGACGAUCAUGACAGCUUUGGAUCGACCGUCCAGGCAAAUCGCCGCCCAAAUUUCUUUUAGGGCCUGUUUACAUGGAGGUGAGGGACCCCAGGUAGGUGAGGUAACCCGUUUAGGUGGGGUAACCCGCCUGUUCAUAUAAUCUCUCAGUUUAAGUUGAUCACGUUUACAUGAUUGGUGGGGUGACCCGCCAAGGCGGGAGACCGGGUAACCCUCCCUGCCGGGGUGAAAUUUUACCAUAAACGUUUCAAGGUGGGGUAACCCGCCUAGCCGGGGUCGGUUUCGUGAUACAUCGAAUUCGCGCAAAAAUCACUUUGGCGGUGGCUGUGCAUCAUUAUUAAAGGUAAAAAUAGAAAGCCAUAGGACUGAAGGUUGCAGCAAGAGCAGCAGGUGAGUGUUGAAUAGCAUUAAUAGCCAAAACACGUGGUUUGCCAGCAUUUUUCUUGUGUACGUGAAAGCGACCAUUGAAUAAUCUUGACAAAGUGUGUCCCGGGAUGGCGGGGUUGUAAGAUUGCAUGUAAAGGAGGGUUAUUUUUUUACCCCACCUAAGCGAGUUACCUCACCUACCUGGGGUCCCCCACCUUCAUGUAAACAGGCCCUUAAAAAGCAGUAUGAGUCAAAUAAAUUUGGUUUUUGUUAAUGGAAUGGACUAAUUAUGUCGCAGAAAAAAGGUUCUGUUUUCCGCCGAAAUUCGAGAGGUCGGUUCUUUCACGGACCGCCUCUUGUUUAUGCACAGCUAGCCACGUAGAGAGAACGAGGCUAGCCGUGCAUAAACAAAGCUUUUUAAAUCUCCUGAAACAAAAUGGCCGCCGCGUGACAAAGGUCUAUAGCCUAAUUCCUUUGAAUCGCGUAUCGUAUGUCUGGCCUAGAGGUUAGUCCCUAUAAUGACCAAUGCGGAGAGGCUCAACCCGAUUCCAUGCCUCAGGUACAUGAAAGGAUAAGGAUUUCACUAGUUGAAAUAAAUGAAACAGUAUGGAAAUUUGUCAUUUCGGUCCGUAGAAAGGCCCAACACAACUGAAAGAUGCAUCAUGUCUGUGAGAGAGUCGGCGCGUAAAAGCUCUCUGGCUUUCUGAUUUGCUCACAUUUAAAAGACAGUACAUUUACAGCAGUUCGAAGGGAUACAAAGUUCUAAACUAGGUAUGUGAAAGGGGUACCAUUUAUCAAUAGAAGGCAGACGAAAGGGGUACUGUUGAAGUGACAAAUGCAAUAAUUGACCACAAAUGUAGUAAAAAUUAGCCACAAAUGUAAUAGAAACCUAAAAUGCUAUCAAAACCGUAUAUUAAUCGAAAGAGUACCACUUUAAAUUGCAGGCGGACACAAAAAAGUUCCGCGGCACCCUAGCCUUCAUAGCAGGCGCUAGGAAAUAAAUGGGCGCAGGAAAAAACGCGCGCGCGAGAAGGAAACACGCGAAGGGAAAGGGCGCGGGCACUCGCGCGCGCCCGUUCUUUCUUGCGCCCAUUUACUUCCUAACGCCUCCUACGCAGGUUAGCGGCACCCUUUCGAAAAACACAAUUCUAUGGCAUUUAAUCCAAAGAGCGCAGCCCUCAAAUAACUUUCGCAACUAAAAGUCGAAAAACAAUAAGCGCCGUGGCGCUCUUUCAAGUAAACAGAAUUAACUACACUCUUCUUACGCCCGCUCGCUCGCUCUGCGGACGAGAAACAUUUUUUUACUUGGCCUGACCGUAUCAGCAAAUCGGGACUAGCGUGCGAGAAUUUGCAUCAUAUAUUGGGAGUGUCACGUGGACAAACUGAAAGAAAGGGGCAACUCCUGAUCUGCCUUCCCCGCGUAUGCGUGGGAGAACUGCCGUGCGGUUCUCAGCCAGCAGCUCCCAAAAUUGGCUUAAUGACCAAAAUUGUGUUUCCUCAAGUUCAACACGGAUACAAACUGGAAAAUAUGAAAUCUGCGGCGUUUCCAUACCUGUAGAAGACAGAAGGUGCUUGGUUUGCAAACAAACCAAGUCGAAGAUGAACAACACUUCUUUAUGUUUUGCAAUGGGUACAAUGUAUUGCGACAGGAGUUAAUUAAUUUUGUUUCAAGUAAGGAUGUUGCUUUUGUGAAUCUUACUGCCCAUGACAGAAAAAAAUAUUAAUUAACAGCAGAGAAAAAUACUUGUAAAAUAAUAGUCAAAUAUAUUAAUCUUACGUUCAAAAAGAGGAAAGAAUUAUUGAAAAUGUAACUUGAUAGAAAAUCUUUGAUGAUUUUAUGGUGCGUACAUCAUUAGUUAAACGUUAUUUAACAGUUAAUGAAUGAGGCUGAGUAUCUUAUGAAGAAUUAGGGAGAUCGAGGAGGGUGUUAUCCGUCGAGGCCGUAGGCCGAGGCGGAUAACACCCUCCUCGAUCUCCAUAAUUCUUCAUAUGAUACGAAAGCCAAAUUCAAUAACUGUUUUAUUAUUCAUUCGAAAUAAUUCCUAGUUUAAAAACAUAGCUAAAACAUGCUUACCUCCAUCGAUCCAUCGAUGUUCAGUUCAUCUUCGAUAGUGUAAAUUUAGGUUUGUGCAGCUCCGCAAAUAUUCUCCAAAUAGCAGACGUCGCCCUUCGAGUUGUCUUCUUGCUGUUCUGGCCAUGUUUUUAGCUAUUUUUUCGCCUAGUUCUUACUCUUGAAACGAGUGAAAUGUCCGCCAUUUUUUCAAGUUCACAACCAAAACAACUCAACCUCGUCCCCUGGUCUUCUCGGUUAACGUGCCUUAACCUGCAAAAACGCUGCAUAUCUGACGUCAUUUCCUCGUUAAAGUCAAAAUUCUUCCAAAUUUGGUCAUCAGUAACUGGUUAUGGUGAAUUAAACGUGUGCUUUUAGCCAAUCAGAAUCGGGGAAAUAAUUUGAAUGAAUAAUAAUGUUACUUAAAUGUAAAAGACCUUCAUUGUAAACAGACCGAUACCCCCAUAUGGAGAGUAACGCACUCCAUAUGGAGAGUAAGAAACAAAAAAGAUACUGUUAAUGUUACUGUUACUCCAGCGAGUGUCACAUAAAGUAAAUACCAUCAUCAGUAGACAAAACGACUUCUUCCAGAUCAAUGUCUGUUAAAUAGUACAUGCUUGAAAGUCGUAUUUUUCUAGUUACAAGAAAGUAGAGAAAUCUGGCUUGAUGAGAGCGCGCUGAUAGGCCACUCCCGCUUUAGAUUUAUCUGCAAGACGCUGUUAAGAAAGAAAGAGUUUAUAAAAGACCAUAAAAAACCGUAAUUAUAUUUGUUUUCAUAAUAAGUUUCGUGCCAGAUGAAUAUUGUGGAAUGUAUAGCAAAUGUGGGAGCCAUGAUGUAAAGGAAGAAAGCUAUUUAACAAAUGGAGGACUUUUUUUGCAUGCAGUUGUAAUGUUAAAUUUAAUAUCAAUUCGGCUUCGAAAAUUAGAGCGUAACUUGGAACUUCUGAAUCCUUCUUAAUUAACGCCACUGAUGACUGCGCUGAUUUCAUAGCUUAACAUGUAACACAACCAGCCAUAACCUUAACCUUCUAAUGCAUGAAGAUUUUCAGAGGUUCUAAGGAAAUGUUUUGCCUAAUCUGAAUUUGUCUGCAAGAAGAAAUGGUCGAGGGUACACGGUCCCUAUAAAGUGCCGAGACAGAUUACAUACAACAAAAGAAACAAUACACCCAAAAAAUCAAGCUUCCAUGAGAACUCUAUAAUAACAGAUGUAUGCAGGCUGGCCACAUGCCUUCAGUUCGCUUGUUAACACCUAUAACCCUAACUAUAGUUUAUAGAUUUAGCCAGCGCUAAAAGCGAAGCUAGGCUUUCGUUAAUAUACUUGUAAAUAAUUUACUCGAACAAGAAAAUAUAUUUUUUAUUUUAUUCAAUAGUCGUUUAUUUACACAACACAUGUUACAGUUACAAAUAUUAAAACUAAAAGAAAGUAUAUAACAGUAUUACAGAUUGGACCAUAAUGAUUACAUAAAAACGGAAAAGAAUAAGAAUAGCUACCAAGAUGAUAUAAGUACAACUCAGUUCCGGAUCUAGACCUUGGGAUAAGGGCGGGUGGGGGGGGCGGUCAUCCAUACCCUUAGAUAAUGGGGGUUAGGAUUAGGGUUAGGGUUAGCAAAAUAUUGUUCAUGCACAAAAAUGUGUUUACUUUACCCGUGAGUUUUACAGUUCUUGUACACAGAGGAUGAGCCUAAUUCACCUCGGGAAAAUAAUGUGAGUAAUUUUACAGAAAAAGGAAAGUGUCCACAAGGUUGUUCAAUUUCAAGGACUUUUCAAGACCUAACAAAGACAUCAAGAAUUUUUUAAGGACCUAAACCGAAUUCAAGGACUUUUCAAGAUUGAACAGACCAUGUAUAACAGAAACAGAAAGCAACGCUAAACGGCGACGGCAACGAAAACGGCAAAAAAAAAUAGUAAAUAGGUCUAAUAGAGAGAACAGGGUGACGUCACGUUGCCAUGGUAGCAAAAAUUCAGGAUAACAACAAUGAAGAGCUUAAGCAAGGACGACGGCGAAAACAACGAGAGCGGCAAAAAAGCGAUAGGUUUAGCAAAAUAAAAACUUUGCACGUGCAUCACGCUUUUUUCUAGCUACAUUUCUUAGCCGUCGUUGCACGACUGCGACAUGGAACUUCCUAAUUUCACGCGCCCGCUCUAUGGAGUUGGUCAACACAGCACAAAAAUUAUCUUUUUCUUAACUCAGAUACGGUCCUUUCGGAUUCAACCCCAGAGAAUUUUGUCAACAUUUAACACAGUAAAUGAAACUGAAUAAGUUCGAUGAAAUUUGAAACAGUGCGAAUUUACUUAGUUAAGUGACGAUUUUAGUUCUUCUUUAUAAUUUCUUCUUUAUUGAUAAAUAAGUACACAAAGCACAAGUUAACGAUAAUAAGAUGCCAAAGCCAGAGGCUUAUAUGGCGUAGGUCAGAGAUUUACAAUGUGCUGCUAAGUUACAAUGACAAUAAAAAUUAAUAAGUACAAGAUUCACAGAGAAAAGGCAAACUAUUACAACAUAUAAGGAAUUAUUACUACAUUUUGGAAGAAAUCGCUUUUAUAUGAGCACAGGACGAAAUUUCAAGAAUCCGUAAAUGAAAACUUAACGCAAACGCGUAAAACCGUUGCGGAAACAUGACGGCAAUCACAUGUUUCCGUUAGCGGAUACAUUACGUUUACCCGUGUUUCCGUCGCUGCGGUUUCGGCGGAAUCGUACCACUUUUUUAUACGUUUCCGUCAAAUUUCCGUCUAAGGAAACACGUGUUCCCGCAAGCGUUAACGCGUGGCAUCCUUGCGGAAACACGCGAAAACGUUCCGGAAACAAGUCAAUUUCAUGUUUCUGUCAACGUAAUCGGAUGUAACUAUUGAGGAAACAAGAGUUUACGAGUCGGAAACUGGUGUUUUCAAGUUAUUUCCAUCGUGAAAAAAGCGCUUUUCACUAUCUUGGGGUGGUUUUCCCGCCAUCUAUAGUAACAAAAACCCAUUCUCUCGACAUAUUUAUUGCACAAAAUAAUACCAAAGCAAUCUUUCCAAGUACUUCCUUUAUUCUCCUUGCUUCCUAAAUUGACAAUCAGGUAUUCUUGGUUAAGUUAAAUUACAUUUUAAGUGUGAGUGCCUAUUCACACUAGCAAUGAACAAGAAUAGUAACAGGCUUCCUUUAGGAAAUCCACUAGAAAUUUUCUUUAGGACAACGUGGUGUUUUUUUUGUAAAGAAAAUGUCAAAUCUGUUAACAAAUUAAUAUCCUAUAUAGCAGAUAGUGAUAAACACUUCCAUGUGCAGCUUAUGGCUAGUGAUAGGUUUGGUUGCCUAUAAUAUUUCAACAAAGUGGAAUAUGAUUUGUCGGGUGAAUGUACAUUGUAGUCCUGAGUAGGACUGUUGUUGACAGCGACUAACGUUUUGACAACAAGGUAAUCAUCAUUUUCAUGGGCAUUGUCAAAAUAUCAGUUCCUGUCAACAGUCCCACUAAGUACUAUACUAACCUGUAUGAUCGUAUACCACUUACUUAUAUCACCAUUUUGCUUCAGGAUAAUAUUAUAUUGUGUCAGGAAAUAUUCUUACUCUUCUGACAUGGUAGUCUAAACUACACAAUUUUCUAUGACCAGUGCAAAGAUUCAAAUGCAAAAAAAAACAACAACAACAAACAAAGUAUGUUUCAUGUAUACGUUUUAGGUCACUUCUAUGCUGAAGUCAUCACUUAGUGUCUUUACCCAUACACAAAAUGCUCCACUUGUAGAAUUGUGAAGAAGAUACAUGAAUCAAGCCAAUUUCAUCAAGAUGUACAAACCAUAAUAAUUCUUGGUGAUUUACGCAGUCAGAGUAUUAUUUUAAGCUUGAAAAAGUUGGCCAAGUGUCAAUCCAUGUUCAUCCUUGUCGUACAUAGCAAGAGGUGACAGGAAACAGUCCCAAUGCCUCAAUCAAGUAUUAAAUAACAAAACUGGACCAUUAUUUUUGGAGCUUAAUUUACGCCACGAUACAUUUAAGCCUCUCACAGAACAAAAUAUAGCAUAACCUAGCCCUUUUUAAGCAAUAUAAAAUGCCUUUCUGGAAAAGAUGUUCACAAAGUUCUAAUAAUUAUUAUUGUUAUAAAUGAUUAUGCGUUAUUGACCAACAUUCGGUCAAGAUGGCGGGAUAUUGGCCAAACUCUUUUUUGCGAGGCCAAUACCCAGCUAUCUUCACCAAACAAGCUUGAUUGGUUUGCCCACAUGAGUAGCUAAUUAGAUCACAGGAUUUGCUUCAUGCAUCUUGCCCGCUCAUGGAUUCAACCAUAAAAUUGUGAUAAAUAAUUAUGCUUUAUUGACUGGGUGUGAGGUUAAGAUGGCUGGAUAUUUGCAUCUUUAUUGACCCUGCCUUCCUCUUAAAAGGCUGUGCUCUAAGAACAAUUGAAGGCAGCCCAGCACUCUGAACUUGUGAAAUCCAGUGUGCCCAACAAAAGAUGUUUCUAUGAAAAAGCAAAGAUUUUCUGGUCACCCGAGAACAAAAGUUACAGAUGUAGGUGCAACGGGCCACAGAACACAGCCUGGUCUUGGUCAAUAAAAAUGCAAAAAUGAAUGAGGCCAAUAUUCAGCCAUCUUGAACGAACAAGCUUGGUCAAUAAAUGAAUUAUUACAUGGCCAAGAAGAGAACUUUUACUUGCGGGACCAAUGCGGGAAAUCCCAAGUGGGUAAAAAGGGCUCAUCUUGCCCGCUUGAUAUUUUAAAAAUGUCGAGGAACAAGUCAUUCGACGUCAGAGCAAGGUUUGGAGCAGUUUAUAGUGCUUCUAAAACUAAAAAGUACCUUUUAAAGAAUAGCACGAUAGGCAGUCAGCUUUUGUUUUCAUUUUUAGCAAACACUGAAUUUACUUGUCCCGAAAAUUUGAACUGGUGGCUCCUUCUACCUGAUAGUAAUUUAUUUUUGAAAUUCCAAAACAAUUUCACAGCUGAAUUUUGAGCGACUUUUAGUUACUGACUUCUGCUCCAACGAUUUUUCUGAAAUUUCUUUGGCACAUUUAUUAUGUCAAUGAAAGCCGAUACCAAAAAUUUCAAUAAAAAGUAUCAGCCAAAUUUUUUACCAGACGCGAUUUUCUUCGAACACCAGGGUCCUUUUAAGCGCUAAUGUCUCAAGAAAUAUUUACCAUCAAUAAAAUCGGAAUAUUUCGUACUAUUGCCGAAUGAUAUCUGUUGUUCGUUGCAAAGUUUCGCAGCCAUCGCUCUUAAAACGAAAAAGUUAUGACGGAAAAUUUGUCACAGCUAAAUGCUCCAAUAUUAAUGACGGAGCCACCUUAAAAGGGCCAGUCUCGGUUGUUUGGAGAUUAGAUAAGAGAUAAGGAGGCGAUUAAUUCUACAAGAAGCAGGAUUUCUUCGCUUAAAGGUUUCACUUCCCACUUUAUCGACGGUCGUAUAUUCUUCAGAAAAUUUAAUAAAUUCAGAAUAUUUAAUGAAUAUUUUCUUCAAAAUAUAUGCGUGUGCAAAUACAAAUCAUUGCUAGAAAGUAAAAACGUAAUGAACAUGGCGCGUCAUUUCAAUCAUCGCCAAAAAUAAACCGCAUGCUCAUCACAAGACUCAUUUUCAUACCAUGAAAGUUUACAACGACCGACCAGUUUAUAGCCUCACCAUCGAAGUUCUCACUGAAGCAUUCACCUGUUCCAAAGUAAUCAACGCUUUCAAGCAAUAGAAUUCGUGGACCGACCCGUUCCCGGAAAGCUCAACAUCUCUGCAUCAAUCUUUCCUAAGCUUUGUUUACAAAAUAGAGCAUGGCGCUGUGACAGGUAGCAAUUCCCAUCUUCAAUUUCCACGAUCUCCACUAGUAACGCCUGGGACCAUGAUUCCCUUUUGGCGCGCACACAAACGAGACUAACUACCUACUGUGCUGGUCUAUGUUUUAAAAGCUUAGCUAGUAAUUUUCUUUUUUUUUCGGGGAACAAGUUUCUUCUCUCAACUCAAAAGACUCGUCGUUUGUCACAGUUACUAAAACAAAAUGGCGUUAUCAAUCAUUUGCCCCAGUCUGUCUUACGACGAGGCACUUAAUGAAACUGGUAUUCCGACCAUUAUUUCAUAUUGCGAGGACAUAUGUGACAAGGUUUUUAACGCUGCCCUCUGCAACAAGGAUAACAAACUUAACAAGUUAUUAACUGAAGCCAAUAAGGCUCCAUAUUUACUAAGAAAUCACCGAUACUUUGCACUUCCAAAGUGGAAAACGGACCGUUUUAAGAACACUUUUAUUUUGUCAUCGUGCCUAAUUAAAGUACAAUUAAAUGAUUCGGUUUGAAUGCUUUUAUAUAUUAUAUGCAUGAAUUUUUAAUAUAUUUAAUAUUGAUGUAUGGUAAAUUAUUUUAUUUUUAGCUUAGUUUUAUUCGUAAACACACAAUUUAGCCUCUGGCUGCCCACGUAUUUAUUUUUGAAUAAUGGGCGUUUGUUUCGCUUAAGUCCAGCAAACAUGUAGCGGAUUGGUCUCAGACCUAAUAGUCCGCGCUUCCUCUAAACGAUCGUCUAACUCUUUCCUGUUUGACUUUCUGUUUACGAUUCACCGCAAACCAGGUGCCAUUUCUACUUUGAUAUCGCGCCAAUAGUUUCGAAUAACUUACUUCCAUUUGACUGACGAACUUUAUCCUAAUACAAUUAAAGAAUAAUACAAGAAUAUUUUCAGCCCAAAAUCGGCAGAGAAAAAUAAGAAUAUUCAGCCUGUGUCUUUUAAACUGAAGCUAUAUAAUACGACUUACAUCGUAUUAGCUGCUUUAAUUAUUAAGGAACAGAUGAUUUAUUAAGUAACUAGGGUGCUGUAUCUUUAGGCCGCCUCACACUCUUUAAGUCACCCGUGAACAUGCAAUUUAUCAAAAAAUGUGUUCAUGGGUCCAGCAAAUACUGUUGGAUUGGUUUGCGACGUAAAAAUUCCGUUUUCCUCUAAGUCACGUCUCAGCUCGUCCUGUCUGACUGUAUGUUUGCGAUUCAUAAUUGAAAACCAACUUCCUUUGCUUAUUUAAUAUUGCGUAAGUAGUUUCAUAUAACUUCCUUCCUUUUUAACUGACGAACUUCAACAUUUAUACGACCUAUCGCGUUUCGCUCGAAAGAAAAUUAAUACUAAUUAUUGUGUGAUGAUGACGUUACAUUUAAAGUUUUAAUUCCGAGUUCAGACAUGCAAAGUUUCAAUUUCAAGCAAGGUGAGAAAUUGGAUAUUGUGAGCACGACUUAGGGACUUUUUUUACUAACUCAACAGUACUCAGUUAAAAACCAAUUGCCAUCGGAGGAGGACGUCUGGAGAAUAUUCAGUAAGUCUCGCAAAGAGUAAUUUCCAGCGUCAGUCUCGUGCAAAAAAGAAAAAAAUUGCAGAGUUCCUCAAAAGUACGGCAGCUGAAACUUAAGACUGUAUAUAACGCUCCAUUCAAUGGUGGAAGCUGAAGGUCAGUCUCAUUCAAAAACGGAUGAAACCUAGAAAGCAAUGAAAUUCUUUGCAUAUCAUAGAAACUGAACGCUGAUUAGGGUUAUGUAAAAAAAAAAUGGCAAGUGCUGAAGGCUUGAAUUUGAUACUUGUUUUCUUCAACGCUUUCUUGUCUUUCACUGCCAUCGUAUUAAACAUCAUAACCAUGCAAGCGCUCAGAAAAACGUCGUCGUUGCCUAAGACUUUAAAAACAUUGCUAUUAAGCCUGGCUGUGUCUGAUCUGGGUGUAGGCUUACUUGUCGAACCACUGUUUGUUGCAUUUCUUGUGAUGGAAAAAAACAGUACUGCUUAUUCUACAGUAAAGUUAGCGCGUUCAAUCCCGGCAAAAAUAUUGGUCUUUGCUUCGCAUUUUGGUGUUUUUGCAUUAGCUGUGGACAGAUUCUUGGCCAUUCAGCUUCAUCUCAGAUAUCAAGAGCUUGUGACCCACAAACGUGUUGUUGAUGUUGUGAUCUCACUCUGGGUGUUUAGUGCAUCAAUUUCCUUCCGAAGUCCUCGUAUUAUGCGAGCGGUCAUUGCACUUGUUUGUGUCAUAACUACAGGAUUGCUUUAUUGCAAGAUAUACGCUUCCGUGAGACACCACACAAAUCAGAUUCACCGUGACGCUCUGCAAGUACAACAGGCGACACAGAAUGAAGAUAUGGCAAAUGCCGCAAGGCUGAAAAAAUCUUCACUGGCUACAUUCUACGUUUAUUUCGUGUAUUUAGUUUGCUAUUUGCCACUGUAUUGUGUUGUUUUUGCCCAGACCAAUGGUGAAACUCCCUUGUUAUCUCAUUUAUCUUAUUUCACAAGGACUCUUGUGUAUCUCAAUUCAUCCCUCAAUCCCUUGAUCUACUGCUGGAAGAUGAGACACAUUCGACAAACUGUUAUGGAUAUACUUCGAAAUAUUUUCGCGAUUGGCCCGCACUAAAGAAAGGAUCUAACUGAGAAUAACUUUGAUUGUGCUAUAUCAGCAUACUCCGUGCCCCCUCGCAGUUAAGGUGACGUAACUCCUAGAUAUCAGUAACCACAUUCUCUUUACUCUAGCGUACAGCCUUAAUAAAUUUGCACGAGUUUCCUUGUAUAUUAUAUUUUUCUUUGGCUUUUGCUUCCUAUAUUUCCUUACCCCACACUUGAGUCGUGCUCAGGGGGGUUCCUAAACACUCCCCUCAUCCAGUCUUCGGACGGUGUCCUGACUCGACUCAACUGUGGGGUUCCCCCCCAACCUCCCUCUAUCGCAGCGUCUUUGGUUCUUUUUAUCUCUUCCCGUUCGGAUUUCCCUAACCGGGUUACACAUGCUGCAAGUCACCCUUCAGCUUUCCUUUAACGUAUCCUGGAGGGACAGCCCCACAGUUGGGCCGGGCCACUCCCCUCAAUUGAAUCCGUCACAUCUGGGAGGCAUUACGCCAACACUGCCCAUCUCUCUAAGGGAGUUUUUCUGGGUUUUUCUGAGUUUCGGGAAGAUUUGGCUGUACUGCAAGUUAAUGAGGUAUUCUGCAAUAAUUUACCGUCUUUUGGAUGAGUCUAUAGCACCCCUGGUGUCGGGCAAAAUUUUUCGCCCAUAACUUAUCCAUCAAAAGGCAUAAGGUGGCUUUUAUGCGAAUGUGAAUUAGUUACUAUUCUCAUUCGUAUAAAAGCCGCCGCGUGACGAUUUAAUCAACUAGAUUAGUGUGUGCUCCCCCGCGAAGCAGUCUAUUGGUCCUUUACGGUCCCCAGGGAAAUUCCCUAGGCCUUUUAAACGCCCUAGCAAACAAAUACGCUCUUCUCACGUAUGGUAAUAUGCCCGUCUAACCUCGUUUUUGAGUAAAAAGUCCUUUGAAAUGCUAAUCAGAGGACGUUUUCGUAUUUGAAUUUCAAAAGAAUUUUUACUCGUAAACGAGGUUAGACGGGCAUAUUACCAUAUGUGAGAAGAGCGUAUUCACUGUCUUCUCGCAAGUCUACUCUACAACGGGCAAGCAAGUUUCCCCACCCUCCUCCCCUUCAGCGGCGCUGGCAAAUUUUCUCUAUCAGCCCACAUUAUGCCUUAUGCAAAAUUUUUCACCCAUAACUUAUCCAUCAAAAGGCAUAAGGUGGCUUUUAUGCGAAUGUGAAUUAGUUACUAUCGCGUUUCGGUUUAAAUGAAAAUAUAUUCAAAUUACUGUGUGAUGAGGACUUUAUAAAUUAUGAAUUACGGGCUCUGUUUUAAUGCUCUGCUCUUGUUUUAAUUCCAAACAAGGGAAUAUUUCGGAUGCUACGAGUACAACUUUAAGUGUCAAUGAAGGGAGAAAGUAUCGUCUUGUUUAUUAAAUGCGCAUUAAAUUGCAAGCAAUGAUGAACUUUCUUUAUAUUAACCUAAAAAGCUGGAGAUAAAUAAAUAUGAUUCACGUUUUGAUAGCUGCCUCGGAUGAAUUUAAUACCACUAUCCAUUAAGUAAGUUAAUAAAGCAUAGUAUAUGGUCCUUGAUUACUUUCUUAAUAAAAUGAAAUUGAAACAUACUUCUCGAGUUGAUUGUAGUUUAAGGCAUAUAUUACUUUUUUGGAAUAUGAUUACUCAUUGAAUUGCCUCCUGGUGUUGCCUGGUUUCAUUAAGCUGAGACUCAGACAAUGGGCCGGUGUUUUAGACGUUCUGAUCGUUUGCAGCUGAUCAAGUCUGACACAUAUAUGACCGAAUGAUUUUUUAAGUAACUACCCACUGUAUCUUUGUUUUAAAACCCCAGCUAGUAAGUUUUUUUUAUUGGUAAUGUCUUUUUUUUCUGAACCCCCAGUCCUAAGACUCGUCGUAAGUCGUAUUUAAUUAAAACUUGGGCGUUUUUUAUAGUUUUUACUUGAGUUCAGCAAACACGUUGGAUUGGUGUCCGACCUAAUAGUCAGCUUUUAACGCCUUCCAAACUAAAAUGUGGAUUUCCAAUUUGGAAAAAUCCAGAAGAGUAUUGGCAUUUGAUACUGAAAAACUUUGUGUUUCUGAAAGGUUUUCGCUAAUUAGAAGGAGAAAAAAUAGUGUUCAGUUGUGUCCACAACUGGCGCGCACAUAAGCGAGACUAACUACCUACUGUGCAGGUCUAAGCUUAGCUAGUAAUUUUUUUUACGGGGAACAAGUUCCUUCUUUCAUGUCAAGAGACUCGUCGUUUGUCAGAGUUACUAAAAAAACGUGCGUUUGUUUCGCUUUAGUCCAGCAAACAUGUAGGAUUGGUCUCAUACUUAAUAGUCUGCAUUUCCUCUAAACCAUUGCUUAACUCUUUUCUGUUUGACUUUGUGUUUACGAUUCACCACAAACCAGCUGCCAUUUCUACUUUGAUAUCGCGCCAAUAGUUUCGAAUAACUCACUUCCAUUUGACUGACGAACUUUAUCCUGAUACAAUUAAAGAAUUAUAAUACAAAAAUAUUUUCAGCCUAAAAUCGGCAGAAAAAACAUAAUAUUCAGCCUGUGUGUUUUAAACUGAAGAAACUGAAGCUAUAUAAUACGACUUGCAUCUUAUUAGUUGCUCUAAGGGGCCGACCAUUUAACUCUUGAGGGUGGGGGUGGGUGAUUUCUGGUCAUCAAGAAUUUUUUUUUUCUAGCAAUCUGGUGGGCAGGAUAUUUUUUUCUCUUUUUUUCCCUUAAGCUCUUUAUUACAUUUGUGCUGCAUGCAAUUUUUUUCUUCCGACAAGCGCUUGCAGGAAAUUUUUUUUCAAAAUCACCCCCUCAAGAGUUAAAUGGUCGGCCCCUAAUUAUUAAGGAACAGAUGAUUUAUUAAGUGACUAGGGUGCUGUAUCUUUAGGCUGCCUCACACUCUUUAAGUCACCCGUAAGCAUGCAAUUUAUCAGAAAAUGCGUUCAUGGGUCCUGCAAAUACUGUUGGAUUGGUUUGCGACGAAUACGUAAAAAUUCCGUUUUCCUCUCAAGUCACCUCUCAGCUCGUUCUGUACGGGGUCUGAUUGUUUGUUUGCGAUUCAUGAUUGAAAACCAACUGCCUUUUGCUUAUUUAUUUAAUAUUGCAUCAUUAGUUUCAUAUAACUUCCUUCCUUUUUAACUGACGAACUUCAACAUUUAUACGACCUAUUGCGUUUCGCUUGAAAGAAAAUUUAUACUAAUUACUGUGUGAUGAUAACGUUACAUUUAAAGUUUUAAUUCCUGGUUCAGACAUGCAAAGUUUCAAUCAGUUCAACCAAGAAGAGAGUUUGGGUAUUGUGAACACGACUUAGGGCCUUUUUUUACUGCUGUCGCGGAAGACUCAGCAGUACUCAGGACAGUUAAAAACCAAUUGCCAUCGGAGGAGGAAGUCUGGAGAAUAUUCAGUAAGUCUCGCAAAGAGUAAUUUCCAGCGUCAGUCUCGUGCAAAGAAGAAAACAUUUGCAUAGUUCCUCAAAAGUACAGCUGCUGAAACUUAAGACUGUAUAUGACGCUCCAUUCAAUGGUGGAAGCUGAAGGUCAGUCUCAUUCAAAAACGGAUAAAACCUAGAAAGCAAUGAAAUUCAGAUCUUUGCAUAUUAUAGAAACUGAACGCUGAUUAGGGUUAUGUAAAAAAAAAAAAGAUGGCAAGUGCUGAAGGCUUAAAUUUGACACUUGUUGUUAACUGCUUCUUCAACGCUUUCUUGUCUUUCACCGCCAUCGUAUUAAACAUCAUGACAAUGCAAGCGCUCAGAAAAACGUCGUCGUUGCCUAAGACUUUAAAAACAUUGCUACUAAGCUUGGCUGUGUCAGAUCUGGGUGUAGGCUUACUUGUCCAACCACUGUAUGUUGCAAUUCUUGUGAUGGAAAAAAACAGUACUGCUUAUCCUACAGUAAAGUUAGCGCGUUCAAUCCAGUCAAAAACAUUGGUCUUUGCUUCGCAUUUUGGUGUUUUUGCAUUAGCUGUGGACAGAUUCUUGGCCAUUCAGCUUCAUCUCAGAUAUCAGGAGCUUGUGACUCACAAGCGUGUUGUUGCUGUUGUUAUCUCAUUCUGGGUGUUUAGUGCAUCAAUUUCCCUUCUAAGUCCUGAUAUUAUGCGAGCGGUCAUUGUAGUUGUUUGUGUCGUAACUACAGGAUUGCUUUAUUGCAAGAUAUACGCUUCCGUGAGACACCACACAAAUCAGAUUCACGCUCUGCAAGUACAACAGGCGACACAGAAUGAAGAUAUGGCAAAUGCCGCAAGGCUGAAAAAAUCUUCUCUGGCUACAUUCUACAUUUAUUUCGUGUACUUAGUUUGCUAUUUGCCAUUUUUUUGUGUUGUUUUUGCCAAGACCAAUGGUGAAACUACCUUGUUAUCUCAUUUAUGGUAUAUCACAUUGACUCUUGUGUAUCUCAAUUCAUCCCUCAAUCCCUUGAUCUACUGCUGGAAGAUGAGACACAUUCGACAAACUGUUAUGGAUAUACUUCGAAAUAUUUUCGCGAUUUGUUCCCACUAA
This is a messenger RNA of Porites lobata, 22908 nucleotides long. NCBI's taxonomy places the organism in Eukaryota, Metazoa, Cnidaria, Anthozoa, Scleractinia, Poritidae. The record is from the annotation of a GenBank genome assembly.